GUGUGCCGCCCCCGCCCGCCGGAGCUCACCGCGGACCGCGCGGAGACCACGGCCCUCCUGGCCCCGGUGGCCCGGAGGCUGACGUCGCCGCCCUGGAGCGCGGACGAGCCCGUGGCGGAGCAGGCGGCGACCGCGCGCGAGCCGGAGCAGCCGCAGCCCGCGGGGGGCAGCGGUGCCCGGGGCGGCACCCCCGACGUCGCCUCCACCAAGGCCAGCGGCUGCUCGCAGAGCGUGUGCUCGCAGCCCUCCUGCUGCUCGGAGGCCCCCACGGCGGCCAGCCGGAGCCCCCGCCAGCGCCCGGCGAAGGGGGCCCGCGAGGCGGACGCGCCCAACGGCGGCCAGCGGCGAGAUCCACAACGCCACUGCCUGCCGUCGGCCGCCCGCUGCUUCGCCUGGCUGCCCGGCAGCUGCGGCGGGCCGUCGCGCCUCUUCCAGCCCGGCCGGGAGGCGCAGCCGCGGGCGCGCUACAGCCUGGAGCUCCUGGAGGGCGUCGGGCUGCUCGGGCGCGGCAGCUUCGGCUCCGUGGCGCUCGUGCGGUGCGGUGGCACGGGCCAGCUGCUGGCGCUGAAGGCCAUCUCCAAGGCGAUGCUCACGAGACGGCGCCUGGAGCGCUACCCCAGGAGCGAGAAGCUGGCCAUGCAGAGGUGUUGCAGCCCCUUCGUUGUCCAGCUGGUGGCGACCUUCAGCAGGCGGGUCGCCGAGGAGGAGGGCGAGGAGGAGCGACGACGCAGCCUGCCGCCCCCGACGGAGGUACGCCUCCGAGCCCCACGCCCGCUUCUACACCGCCUGCGUGCUGCUCGGCCUGGAGCACUUGCACGGCCAGCGCAUCCUCUACCGCGACCUCCGCAUGGAAAACGUGGUGCUCAGCUCGCGGGGCUACGGCAAGCUGUGCGACCUGGGCAUGGCGCUGCCCGUCUGGUCCAGCACGGCCCGCGCCUUCACGGUGUGCGGCACGCCAGACGGACAUGGCGCCGGAGGUGGCCUCCCGCAGCGGCUACACGUGCACGGCGGACUGGUGGUCCCUCGGCGUGCUGCUGCACGAGCUGCUCACUGGGAGGACCCCCUUCGCGGCCGGGAGCCCCGCCGAGGUCUUCAAGAAGGCGAGGGCUGGCGUGGACGCGCUGGGCCUCCCGGGCGCCCUGCCAUGGGCCGACCUGGUGCGGGGGCUGUGCAAGCAGGAGCACCCACGGCACGUCUGCCGGCGCUCCGGGGUGGCAUCAAGAACGUCCAGGUGCACCCGUGGUUCGGGUGCAGCGACUUCGACUGGCCCGCGGUCGGGGCACGCACCAUGGCCGCGCCCUUCGUCCCUGCGGCCCUGCAGGGGCUCCAGGACCGAUUGCUCCGGCGGGAGCUGUCCUGAGGGAGCCAGUGCGCACAGGCACGCCAGAGCCGCGCCCAGCAGUCCACGGCCGCGUGGGAGCGCGGGUUCGAGGCCACGGUGGGGCCCAUCCUUUCGCCGUCGGCGAUCUGAGCAGCGAGGCACCGGGGCGCCCCGAGGCGCCCGCGGUGUGA
Messenger RNA from Prorocentrum cordatum, 1512 nucleotides. NCBI's taxonomy places the organism in Eukaryota, Dinophyceae, Prorocentrales, Prorocentraceae. The record is from the annotation of a GenBank genome assembly.